This is a messenger RNA of Drosophila ficusphila, 1480 nucleotides long. Its product is annotated as leucine-rich repeat-containing protein 15-like. Gene Ontology annotation, cellular component: extracellular matrix. NCBI's taxonomy places the organism in Eukaryota, Metazoa, Arthropoda, Insecta, Diptera, Drosophilidae. Gene Ontology annotation, molecular function: protein binding. Bases 10 to 1473 code for a protein of 487 amino acids. The transcript has a single exon. The record is from RefSeq and is a predicted model, not a curated record.
GUGGAUAAAAUGAAUAAGUCGCGCAGGAUCCUCCUAAGGAUCCUUAUGCUUUUGCUAACGAUAUCGGGAAUCACGGCGAAUGGUACAGAUGUUCCCUUGCGAUGCGACGGGUACGAUUCGAAGGGAUACAUGGACGAGAACGAUGCCUUUUGCAGGGUCAGGGGAUUGACGGUCACCCACAGCCAGAAUGUCGUGAUUAAAAACAUACCACCGGGAAAUAUGGUCAAGGUCAUGAAGUUCUACGGAUCGACGCUAUUGUAUAUGCCCUUCCACCUUUUCGAGACCUUUCCGUAUUUGAAAUCCCUGGAUGUGAGGAAUAAGAGUAUUUUGGAACUAACCAGAAACGCUUUCAGUGCGGCCAGUAAUCUAACUCAUUUGAAUUUGGCCUAUAACAACCUCACCACAAUUCAGAGAUCGGUUUUUAUAGGAGCUAAUGUCCUGAUGCGAUUGAAUCUGUCCUACAAUAAAAUAUCCUCGCUAAGUGUUUAUGCCUUUUGUGGGCUGCGCACCAUGGCCCAGCUUUAUCUAUCUGGCAACCUGCUGAAGGAGCUGGACAAGGAUAUUUUCAAGGACAAUGAGUACUUGGAGCAGGUAUACUUCGACGGGAAUUUACUGACCACCAUUAAAUCGGAGGUAUUUCGAAAUAUGCGGCGCAUUAAGGAAGUGAAUCUGUCCAACAAUCGACUGGUUUUCAUUCACCCGGAUACUUUUGCUGAUGCUGCGAGCUUGGAAUAUCUUUUUCUGUCGAACAAUCAGUUGAAGAACUUUCAGUUGACGGAGAAAAACAUUGUGAUCCAGCUGCACUUGGAUAACAACAACCUAACUAAUUUGACCAUUAAUGCCACGAGGAUUGUAAGAGCGAGUCAUAAUCAAAUUUCGGAGCUUUACUUCCACCAGAGUUUUCACAUCGAAACACUUGAUUUGAGUGCCAAUAACUUGACGAGUAUAUCCAAUAUAACUAAUAUAACCUACCUACUCUAUCUGGAUAUUUCGGAAAACCCCAUUGGUCCUUUAAAUGUCAGCACUUUUUCGCAACUCAAGAGAUUGAGGGGAUUAAAUCUGCGGGGAACUGGAAUUCAAGAGCUUGAAUUUGGAAUGUUUUCGGAGCAGAAACACUUGGAGGAGCUGGACCUAUCUUUCAAUUACAUGUCCAGCCUUAAUCUGGAUAUGUUUGUGCCGUAUCAGUCGAAAUUGAAAAAGUUCCUAAUAGACGGCAAUGAACUAAAUGAGCUCCAGGGAAGUCGCUCGUUUUCCGAUGCCUUUCCGCAGCUCCAGAAAUUGGGAGUUUCCAGGAAUUACUUCAAUUGCUCCUAUUUGCAUCGCCUGCUCAAUCCACCUUCGCUGCCCGAAUGGGUGGUUCUGAAUAUCGAACCGGACUCCAAUCUGGAGGAGACCCCCCACAUCCGAAAUGUAUCCUGCAUCAGUCAAUCGCCGAAGCGUUUUUUUUUCGUUUACAGAAUGUUAAUAAGCUAAUUUUCGA